AGCGCGUCGCGCGUCUUCUGCCCUGUGACGGCAACCGGCAUCAUCACGCACGGAGCGCUAGUUUACGGCGGGGUCGGAGGCCCUGGGCUUUGCCCUCCGAGGGGCCCUGACCUCCCGCCUCUCGAACUCGGCUUCCGCGGCAGCUGGCGGGAAGACGAGCUCCUUCCGUCUACUCCCGCGAGUCAGGCCGCGUCUACGCAGAGCGGCUCCUCUGCUACGGAUAAGGGGCAGAAUGUGGAGUGCGUGGUCUGCGGGGAUAAGUCCUCGGGGAAACACUACGGCCAGUUCACUUGUGAGGGUUGCAAAUCAUUUUUCAAGAGGUCCGUGAGGAGAAACCUGACAUACUCGUGCAGGGGCAAUAGGAACUGCCCAAUCGAUCAGCAUCAUAGAAACCAGUGCCAAUACUGCCGACUGAGGAAAUGUCUCAAAAUGGGCAUGAGGAGAGAAGCUGUUCAGAGAGGGCGAGUCCCUCCCACACAACCCGCUGGUCUUGCGCUUCCAGGCCAGUUUGGACUCUCAAACGGAGACCCAGCAGCGGGCCUCAACAGCCAUCCUUAUCUCUCCUCUUAUAUCUCGUUACUCCUCCGGGCUGAACCCUAUCCGACGUCAAGAUACGGGCAGUGUGUCCAGCCGACAAAUGUUAUGGGAAUAGAUAAUAUAUGUGAAUUAGCUGCUAGGCUACUCUUCUCAGCGGUGGAAUGGGCGAGAAAUAUACCGUUCUUCCCCGACCUUCAAGUGACAGAUCAAGUAGCGUUACUAAGACUGGUCUGGUCGGAGCUGUUCGUCCUAAACGCAUCUCAGUGUUCAAUGCCCUUACACGUGGCACCAUUGUUAGCGGCAGCCGGGCUCCACGCCUCACCGAUGGCGGCGGACCGGGUGGUCGCCUUCAUGGACCACAUAAGAAUCUUCCAAGAACAGGUGGAGAAGCUGAAAGCCCUCCACGUGGACUCGGCGGAGUACUCCUGUCUGAAGGCCAUCGUCCUCUUCACGACAGAUGCCUGCGGCCUAUCAGACGUACCACACAUAGAAAGUUUACAAGAAAAGUCACAGUGCGCGCUAGAAGAAUAUUGCAGGAGUCAGUACCCCAACCAGCCGACGCGCUUCGGGAAACUCCUCCUGCGACUACCCUCAUUACGAACCGUCAGCUCACAAGUUAUAGAACAGCUGUUCUUCGUCCGCUUAGUGGGGAAGACACCGAUCGAAACCCUUAUAAGGGACAUGCUGUUGUCAGGCAAUUCGUUCUCGUGGCCUUAUAUGGCGACCAUGUGACACACGAUGUGGCGUCAGCUAGCGGCGGCCUGAUCAACGCCCUACGGCUUCCCGCCGUACCUGCCGAGCCAGCGAUUCGACCCGUUCCAGAGGUACCAGCGUGAGGUGCCGCAGCCAGACGACGCCGUGACGUCAUCAAGCGAGUUCCACGACAGCGCCGAGGCCCCGACCGCCUCCGAAGAGUACUUCGGGUCUCGAACGAGCAGAGACAGCGAGAGAGCCGACCCUUGCCCGACCUUCGAUCCGAUAUCAGCAUUCUACGCUCCAAAGUCGACAGAGGAGGUGUUCGAUGCGACCACCACCUCGAAUGAGGCCCAAAAAAAUGCUCAAAAAACAUCAAUUAUGAUAGACAAUUUAUUAAACAUACGGAGUCAAGACUCAUGCUCCAUGCCAGAUAUGAAAUAAUGACUCAUAGUUAAGUGUGGGGUCAGUAGUGUCACUUAGUUCAAGUUAAGUGCGUCCACAGCCAAAAAUAUAAUUAAAAAUUAAAAAAAUACAGCCAUUCGUUGCAAACAAACCAAUCACAGUAAACUCUGAUAUCGUAGCUAACUGUUGUGUUCAUAACGAUUGCCUGUUUGAUAGUGUUUUGUUAUAUUUUUUGCUGUGCACGCACCCUUAUAUUUUGUUCCUUUGUAAAAAUGUAGGAUAUAAUUAAUAUUUAAUAUUGUAAAUAAAAUGUUUUUAUUAAUGUAUAGUUAAUGUUAUAAGAUAAAUGAGACGAAUCUGUUUUCUAAACGAA
This is a messenger RNA of Achroia grisella, 2008 nucleotides long. It is a transcript of the gene svp, whose product is annotated as steroid receptor seven-up, isoforms B/C. Gene Ontology annotation, biological process: regulation of transcription by RNA polymerase II; cell differentiation; anatomical structure development. The annotation marks the transcript as partial. NCBI's taxonomy places the organism in Eukaryota, Metazoa, Arthropoda, Insecta, Lepidoptera, Pyralidae. The record is from RefSeq and is a predicted model, not a curated record. The transcript is spliced from 4 exons. Gene Ontology annotation, molecular function: zinc ion binding; RNA polymerase II cis-regulatory region sequence-specific DNA binding; nuclear receptor activity.